Candoia aspera is the source of this 4285-nucleotide messenger RNA. It is a transcript of the gene VPS41, whose product is annotated as VPS41 subunit of HOPS complex. Gene Ontology annotation, cellular component: late endosome; HOPS complex. The record is from RefSeq and is a predicted model, not a curated record. The transcript is spliced from 30 exons. Gene Ontology annotation, molecular function: protein binding. The coding region runs from base 5 to 2620 and encodes 871 amino acids. NCBI's taxonomy places the organism in Eukaryota, Metazoa, Chordata, Lepidosauria, Squamata, Candoiidae. Gene Ontology annotation, biological process: macroautophagy; cellular response to starvation; endosomal vesicle fusion.
CAUUAUGGCGGAAACUGCGGAAAAGGAGCCCAUGACUGAUGAAGAAACUACAGAUGAGUCUGAGGCAGUGUCUCUGGGCCCAAUCUCCCAAGGUCAUUUCCACAUACCAUUACAGGAAGAUGUCAGUGAAGAAGAGCCCAAACUGAAGUAUGAAAGGCUUUCUAAUGGGGUUGGAGAAAUUAUUCAAAAGGAUAUAGCCAGUUGCAUGACAGUCCAUGAGAAAUUUUUGGCACUUGGAACACAUUAUGGCAAAGUUUAUUUGUUAGAUGUCCAGGGGAACAUCACACAAAAGUUUGACAUUAGUCCGGUCAAGAUCAAUCAGAUUAGCCUUGAUGAAAGUGGAGAGCACAUGGGUGUGUGUUCUGAAGAUGGCAAGGUGCAGGUAUUUGGAUUGUACACAGGGGAAGAAUUCCAUGAAACAUUUGAUUGCCCAAUUAAAAUUGUUGCUGUUCACCCUCAGUUUGUGAGAUCACAUUGUAAACAGUUUGUAACAGGAGGAAACAAAUUACUGUUAUUUGAAAAGAAUUGGAUGAAUAGAUGGAAGCAUUCUAUUUUACAUGAAGGAGAGGGACCUAUAAGAAAUGUGAAAUGGAGAGGAAACCUGAUUGCUUGGGCCAACAAUAUGGGCGUGAAGAUAUUCGACGUGAUUGCUAAGCAAAGAAUCACCAACGUGCCCCGAGACGAUAUAAGCCUUCGUCCUGAUAUGUAUCCCUGCAGCCUUUGCUGGAAAGAUAAUUUAACACUGAUUAUUGGCUGGGGAAAUUCAGUAAAGAUAUGCUCAGUGAAAGAACGGCAUGCCAGUGAAAUGCGGGAUCUACCUAGUCGUUAUGUGGAAAUAGUGUCCCAGUUCAACACUGAAUUUUUUAUCAGUGGGAUUGCACCACUCUGUGACCAGCUUGUCGUACUUUCAUUUGUAAAGGAGAUUUCAGAGAAAAUGGAAAGAGAAUGUUGUGCCCGACCAAGGCUUGAUAUAAUUCAGCCAUUUCCUGAAUCUUGUGAAGAAAUAUCUUCUGAUGCGCUCACAGUAAGAUGCUUCCAAGAAAAUGAAUGCCGGGAUUAUUGUUUAGAAUAUUCAGAAGGUGAAUCGCUUUUUUAUAUCGUCAGCCCAAGCGAUGUGGUAGUGGCCAAAGAACGAGAUCAAGAUGAUCACAUUGAAUGGCUCUUGGAAAAAAAGAAAUAUGAAGAAGCUUUGAUGGCAGCUGAGAUCAGUCAGAAGACUAUUAAAAAGCACAAGAUUCAGGAUAUAGGUUUAGCAUACAUAAACCAUCUAUUAGAAAUUGGAGAUUAUGACCUGGCAGCAAGAAAAUGCCAAAAGAUACUUGGCAAGAACACCAAUUUAUGGGAAUGUGAAGUAUAUAGAUUUAAAGAAAUCGGGCAACUUAAGGCAAUUAGCCACUAUUUGCCAAGACAGGAUUCUAUCCUGAAACCUUUCAUUUAUGAAAUGGUUCUGCAUGAAUUUCUGGAGAGCGAUUAUGAGGGUUUUGCAACCUUAAUUAAGGAAUGGCCUGGGAAUCUGUACAACAAUCCAGUCAUUGUCCAUGCUGUAUUGGACCAUCUGAAGAAAGAUCCACAGAACAGGACGUUGCUGAAAACUCUAGCAGAGUUGUACACCUAUGACCAGCGCUACAGAAAGGCUCUUGAAAUUUACCUCACACUGAGACAUAAAGAUGUUUUCCAGCUGAUCCACAAACACAAUCUUUUCAGUUCCAUCAGGGACAAAAUUGUUCUACUAAUGGAGUUUGAUUCAGAGAAAGCCGUUGACAUGCUUUUGGAUAAUGAAGAUAAAAUCUCUAUUGAUAAAGUUGUGGAAGAAUUAAAAGAUAGGCCUGAACUGCAGCAUGUGUAUUUGCAUAAACUGUUCAAGAGAGAUCAUCAUAAAGGACAAAAGUAUCAUGAGAAACAAAUCAGUCUGUAUGCUGAAUAUGACCGGCCAAAUUUACUCCCUUUUCUGAGAAACAGCACCCAUUGCCCUUUGGAAAAGGCUCUUGAAAUAUGUCAGCAAAGGUUCUUUGUGGAAGAGACUGUUUAUCUUUUGAGUCGAAUGGGCAAUAGUCGAAGCGCCCUGAAAAUGAUAAUGGAAGACCUAAAUGAUGUAGAUAAAGCUAUUGAAUUUGCUAAGGAGCAAGAUGAUGCCGAACUUUGGGAAGACCUUAUUUUGUAUUCCAUUGACAAACCCCCUUUUAUUACAGGCUUGUUAAAUAAUAUUGGGACUCAUGUUGACCCUAUUCUCCUGAUUCACCGUAUUAAGGAAGGCAUGGAAAUUCCAAACCUGAGAGAUUCAUUAGUAAAGAUUCUCCAGGAUUACAAUCUACAGAUUUUGCUUCGAGAAGGGUGCAAGAAGAUUCUUGUGGCUGACUCUCUCUCAUUGUUGAAAAAGAUGCACCGAACACAAAUGCGGGGGGUACUUGUGGAUGAGGAAAAUAUCUGUGAAAUAUGCCUUUCCCCUAUACUGCCUACAGAUGCAUCUAAAUCUUUCAGUGUAACAGUAUUUCAUUGCAGGCAUAUGUUCCACAAAGAAUGUUUUCCUGAACCUAGCACAGAAACUUCAUUACACUUCUGUAACAUCUGCAGUGCUAAACAUCGUGGACCAGGCAGUGCCAUCCUGGAGAUGAAAAAAUAACCUCCUCUGCCAUAUCAAAAGCAUCUGUAUGUGUAUGUGACUACUUUCAUGUGGGACAACAGAACAAUUAUAUUAUAUUUAAGGAUAUGAUAAGAAGACCACCUUUAAUCCUGCAUCUCACUGAUGUUUCCUAUACAAAUUCGAAGUCCUAAGAGCAAAUCCAAACUACUGUUGCACAGUUCAAAUAUGGUCACCUGUAUGCUUGGCUAAACCUAUAUUAUAUAAUGUAAAAUAAAUCGCAGUGGGAAAACUCAUAGUGUUGAUAUAAUAUGACUACAAAUGAAAUCAUGCUAUGCAGAAUACAGUUUGAUUCUAUAGUUAUGAACAGGUACAAACAUUAGCUAUCUCAUUUAGUGCCCACAUUCAACUUUACUCUCCAUUUAGAUCCUACUCAUCUUUUCUUCUGAGAAUUCAAAACAGUUUCUGAUGGUAACAAGACAGUCAGUGUUAAUAAUAUAUAAAAUACCUGCUGAUAUUAGGUGCAGGCAGGUGCCUCUAAGAAGCUUAAAGCCAUGACUCAGGUUCCAGCUUUCAUCUUUUGUCACUUGAAAUAAUCUAAUCUUCAGAAUUAUAUGUUAUAUUUAGAGUGUUAGGCAAAUUUAUUGUGCUGAUGCACAGAUUUGGAAUCCUGUGGGAAUUCACAAAACUGAUUCAGGAAAUGGCCUGUGUAUUUGCUCUGUUCCAGCCUAUCUAGUAUACUCCCACCAUUAACCCAGCUUAACUUGCUCUGUUUUUUCCUGGGCUGCAGACACACUUUGAAGCAAAGCACUGGGCACAACCCAUAAUCAUUUUUUCUAAAAAUGCCUGCAGAGUCCAAAAGCAUUUCCAUAAAUACAAAUUAUGCUAGUGGCUGGCAUUGGCCUCAUGCUACAUUCCCAUUUAGUUUUAAUUUUAAACAUUUAAAGAAAAGUAAGAUCAGAUGGAGAGAGCGGGCUUAUGGAAUCACCAAGGGUCGGAUAUGACUGAAUGGAUAAUUAGAAAAAAAAUCGAAGAUCAGAUGGCACAGAGUCUAGUAGGCUCCAAAGGAGCUUUGAGGACUCAUUGAAGCCCUUAAGCACCAGGUCUACCUGAGAUAAGUUAGGUUUCUUCAACCUGGGUUCCUUCAGAUGUUUUGAGCUACAACUCCUAGAAUCACUGACCAUUGAAAGUAUGAGAUGAUAGAAGUUACAAUCUAAACUUCUUGAAGGACCUCUACAGGUCAAGGCUGAUCAAAAGUUCUACUGAUUAGCCAUGAUAGUUACCUUUCAUGAAUUUUUCAAAGUGAGAAUGCUAAGUAGCUCCCAAGAAUGUGCAUCUCCUCACCAGUGACUUUGAACAGGCCAAACAAAUCAGUAAUUUAUGGAACAAUGCAGUAGGAAUGAGGAUAUAUUUCCAAAUAGUCGGUAUUUACAAGUUUCCUUUCUGUGUCAAGAAGCCCUACAUGAUACGUAAUUAUCAGUCAAUGGCCCACUGACAUUGUUUGUCUCUGAAUUGCAGUCAAUAUGAACCAGAGUAUUGGAGGGGGAGGACCACAAAUAAAGAACAGCUGCUGAUCCUAUGGGUACAGAACAUUAAAAAAGUAACAAUAGACAUUGACAAAGUAAUAGCAGAAAUGGAUACCAGUUGUUAAAUGAUGUCCAUGUAUUAGCUUGUUCAGUUUUCAAUAAAGGUAUGCUUUGAAAAGAA